GUCGCUUGCGGUCAGCGUGACAUUGAACGCCUCCGCGAUGAACCUUAUCAGAGCUGUCAUGCCAAUGUGAAGGAGAGUUGACCGGAGUCAGGCGCAGUUCCUCAUCAGGAUGAUCCUUACAAGGGCAGGUGAACCUCAUGGCUGCGGUGGCGCGAAGACCGCGACCUAGCUGGGAAGUUGACUGGACGCGUCGGGCUGAAAAUAUUCUGCGACAGCUGAGCGGUGCGCGCAGGCAAAGCCCGCAUGCACACCUCCGAGCGGCGCUCGAGUGGUGGUCCGCACCUUCGUCCCUCCCUUCAUGACGCUCCUUUUCUUCGUACUGCUUCUGCUUGUGCGCUUCGCCUCGCGGGUGCAUGGGGCGCAGACGUUCUCGCCUGCAGCAAUCCCAUAUGCUGUUCGUACGCCUUACCUCAACACAUGGAUGAAUACACCCGUCAAUUCGAACAUUCCGAGCGACUGGCCAACGUUCUGGGGUGGGCAAAUUACUGGAUGGAUCUUUUACAUUCAGGUCGAUGGAAAGACGUACAGCCUGUUCGGCACUAGUGCGGCUCAAGGGAACGACUCCGUAACUGCUGGUGCGCUCCUCGAGACGGAGCUGACCCCGACCCGCACCAUACACGUACUUGAGGCAGGUCAUAUGAAUGUGACGCUGACAUUUCUGAGUCCUAUUACCCCAUCCGACCUCGUACGCCAAUCGCUUCCGUUCACCUACUUGGCCGUGGAUCUCGCAUCCACUGAUGGGCAACCGCACAGCGUACAGCUGUACUCUGACAUAACCGGAGAAUGGUUAUCUGGCGAUAGAAGCCAGGAGAUGACGUGGAGCCCUCCGACGCAGACUGGCGACAUGAUCUAUCAUCAACUGAAGCUCGUGACAUCGUCAGCCUUCCAAGAAAAUGGUCACCAGGCCGUGGAUGGUACAGCAUACUAUGCGAUGGGACUUGAACAAGGCCGGAACAUCACUUGGCAGACAUGCCCCGCCGGCCCCUGUCGGGAAGAAUUCAUUUCAGGUGGUGGUGUCAAUGCAAAUGAAAACGAUAGUACCAAUCGAGCCAUCAAUAACGACUAUCCUGCUUUCGCCAUCUCGGUCAACUUGGGCAACGUGUCCUCUGUGAAUUCGCACAUCGUUUGGGUUGUUGGCUACGUUCGCGAUCCGAAUAUCGACUAUACUCUAUCGGGCAACACUACAUCCCUCCGUCCAUACUACACUACGAAUUUCAGCACUAUUGAGAGCGCCUUGGAAUUCGUCGUUGCCGACUUCAACAACUCGUUGACCCAGGCGAUGGCUUUCGACGCGGAUAUCCAAAGCGCAGCCUCCGAGAUCUCGCCUCAGGGCGAGCUGUACGACAUGCUGUCGCUUGCCACUCGGCAGGUGUUCAGUUCUUUGGAGAUUACGGCGCCCUAUCAGAUCGGCCAGACGGGCGGUGCGACUCGAAUCUUCAUGAAAGACCUGGGCAUUACACGACGUGUUACGCCCGUGGAGACCCUAUAUGCCGCGCUGCCCAUGUUCCUGUAUUUCAACAACGGCUCACUGGUCAAGCCACUCUUGGUGCCUCUCCUUGAACAGCAAAACGUAUCGAUAUCCAGAUAUCCCAGCGCGGCGAAGGAUCUCGGGGAGACUUUUCCUGCAGUAACUGGUCCGAACCUUGUAUCUCAAGAGGGAAUCGAACAAACGGGGAAUAUGCUGAUCAUUGCGCUUGCUCACGCCCGAUACUCAAACGACACAUCGUUGCUCCUUGAUUAUUACGCCUUGUUCAAGAAUUGGGCUCUGUAUUUGACCGACAAUAACAACGCACUGUAUCCCAAUGACCAGACAUCCAUCGACGACGGGUCGACCUCCCCAAAUUCGACCAAUCUCGCUGUGAAAGGCAUAUUUGCCAUUCAGGCCAUGGCAGAGAUUAGUCAGUUAGUCGGCCAAACCAACGAUUCCCAGCGGUUCAGUAGUAUUGCGUCCAGCCUCAUUGGGACGUGGCAGUCGCUUGCUCUAUCACCAGGCGACGGCACCGUGCUGGUCACAUAUGCCGGCCAACCCGCCAGCUGGGUUUUGCCGUACAAUCUCUACGUGCAGACCUUGUUAGGAUUCAACCUCGUGAAUCAAACGAUUUUCGACAAGCUCACAGUAACGUAUGGACAGUGGAUCGGGUCCCCCUCGAACGGCUAUACAUAUGGGCUUCCCAUCGAAAGCUCCGAGUCAUCGCCUGGAAAUCCUGGAAUGCGUUCGUCGCUGCUACCGCGACCAACGACACAGUCCGCGAUCAACUCAUCACUGCGGUCUGGAACUAUGCAUCGGAUAACACGGGAGGUACACCGUUCGGCGUAUUGUACGACGUCGAUAAAGGGACCUUCACGAACGGAUCGACGAGCCCCGCACUAGGAGGGCUCUUUGCCCCGUUUCUGCGCAGUGGUACCGUCGCCAUAUCGACAUCUGAGCCCGCUCAGCCAGCGUCAACGAGCACCUCGAAUGAUAGCAGUGGCUCGCACAUUGCUGUUGGGGCCAUUGCAGGCGGUGUCGUCGGUGG
Messenger RNA from Rhodofomes roseus, 2516 nucleotides. RefSeq lists its product as uncharacterized. The record is from RefSeq and is a predicted model, not a curated record. Bases 299 to 2371 code for a protein of 690 amino acids. Lineage: Eukaryota; Fungi; Basidiomycota; Agaricomycetes; Polyporales; Fomitopsidaceae. The transcript is spliced from 18 exons. Gene Ontology annotation, biological process: carbohydrate metabolic process.